UCUCGACCCCAUCUCAGUUGUUGUCCAUGCUGUGCCGUUUGACCGUAACUCAGGGAGACUUAAAGGUGGUGUACCUCCCCUUAUAUCUCAGAGCUUGGCCUGGUUCUUUUUUUUCUUUCCUAGCUCUUGUUCGCCACGUUACACAUCUACAUCUGUCCAAAUGACGACUGGAGUAUACAUUGUCCACGUUGGUGGCAGCGUUGACAAUCACACCUUCACCCCAAAUCGAACAGACACGGACCCGGAUGAUGCCAUAUCUAUCAUCUCCUUCGUCUUCGGAGCUGGUAAACAUGGCGUAGAGCGUUCCCAAUGGGACCGUCCUUGUGACAGCUGGCAAGAUUACAACCAGGGAUCAGGUUACUUUGCCUCUGGCUUCCAGCCCGUAUCAGAUGAGAACGAGCCUCUCAUCUGGAAUUAUACCCUAGACACCACAGAGCCCAUCCUGUUCCACUGUGCAGCACCUGGAUCAUGUGGUAAAUGGGGCAUGGUAGGGACCAUCAACCCAUCCGAACAAUACGACAUCAACGAACAGGCACAGAAAGCCAAAGAGCAAUACUCCGCCACCAUCUCCGGGGGCACAUCCCCUACCGCCAGCUCCACAAACACCUCUCAACCCACCCACCACGGCCUCUCCACCGGCGCCAUCGUAGGCAUAGCCGUCGGCAUCGCCAUCGCAACCCUCCUUCUCUCCGGCCUCGCCUUCUUCGUCUGGCGCCACAAGCGCCUCGCUCGCAAGUACGCUGCCCAGCAAGCCAAGGCCGAAGAGCGAGACGCAGCCAGACCGCCCCCCGUGCCCAUGUCUCCGGGAAUGGCGCCCAUGUCGCCGAAUCCGGCCACGCAGGAGCAUACGGGUUUCUACGCUGGUCUCGGGCAGAAGCAGGAGUAUCGCAGUGUGUAUGAGCAGGGCCCGCCGGGGUACGACUAUAAGUAUGGUGCGGUGGAGGGUGCGGGUGCGGGUGCUGCUGGGACUGGGACGGGGACGGGGACGGGGACUGGUGUGGCGCUUGGGCCGGAUGAUAUUGGGGCAAUGAGGGGGAUGAGCAUGAGUCCUAUGAAUGGAUAUGGUGGUGUCUCGCAGAUGGACACUGUGCAUAGUCGGUAUUCGGAGGUGCCGGGGAGUGAAGUUGCGAGGACCGGGGGGAGUACAGCUGUGGAGCUGGAUACAGAGAGGAGGUAGACCCGAUCAGACGAGACGAAUAGGGAGUGGGUUUCAGUUCAGAUGUUGGUGUUUGCUUGGUCCCUGGUGGUUUGGAGUGACACGGGGAGGGGGCCGAGAGAUGGCUGGCAAAGAGGUGAGGACUUGAUGCUCCGUCUUGGUGGCUGGCGUUUGUUGACAUCUGCAUUCUGUAGUCGGUGGACUGGGAGGCUGGAAUUGUUAUCGCACUAACCUCUCCGUAUUGUUAUGCAUGGGGUGGUCAUAUGGGUGCAUGGAGUUGUCGUCAUCAUUAUAGUCAAUGCAUCUACUCGAUGUA
Molecule: messenger RNA, 1472 nt
Organism: Pseudovirgaria hyperparasitica
Lineage: Eukaryota; Fungi; Ascomycota; Dothideomycetes; Acrospermales; Acrospermaceae
Exons: 3
Coding region: 161-1177 (338 amino acids)
Source: RefSeq, a predicted model, not a curated record